GUCAGCAGUCCGGGCGGUUGCGCUGGGAAUGAGAGCGGGGCGGAAGCGCCCCUCACGUCAGCAGCCCCGGCGGGCGGGGCCGUCUCUGCAGCGUCACCGGCACUCGGCCUGUGUGUGUGUGUGUGUGUGUGUGCGCGCUGCGGAGAGAGGAUCGGGACAGGCUGCCGCGGCGCUGACGUCACGGGUUUCUAGCAUGUUCUGACGGCGACCGGAUAAAGGGUCGAGGAGAGCGGCUGCGGGCCGUCGUGUGGUGGGGAGAGUCGCCGGCCCGGGCGGUGUUCACCUGGGUGUUCCCUCGGCCAGCCGGGCGCAGGCCCAGCGGGUUAUCACACACAUCAUUUUCGUUUAAAAUACCCUAUUUGUCCGGGUUGCACCGUCGCCGGCCCCUCGCCUGCUGUCGCGAUGGCCAAGUGGGGACAGGGCGACCCGCGCUGGAUCGUGGAGGAGCGGGCCGACGCCACCAACGUCAAUAACUGGCACUGGACAGAAAGAGAUGCCUCAAAUUGGUCAGUAGAUAAACUUAAGUCACUGUUGCUGGCAGUCAGUGUAGAAAACGAAGAGGGAGUGUGCAAAGUCACGGAGGUGACCAAGACUGAUGGAGAAGCUUCAAUCAACAACAGAAAAGGAAAAUUGAUUUUCUUCUUUGAGUGGAACAUCCACUUAUCAUGGAAAGGAACUUCAAAAACUGGAAUUAAGUAUAAAGGAACUGUAGAGAUACCGAAUCUCUCGGAUGAAAAUGACAUUGAUGAAGUGGAUAUUAUUGUUGGCCUGGCAAAAGAUGAACCUGAGACAAAGCUAUUGAAUCUAAUGAAAACUGCUGGUGCAGAUAAGAUCAGGAAGGCACUUCUCAACUAUGUUGACACACUGAAAUUAGAAUUUACUCAAGGAAUGAUAUUGCCAACAGUUAAUGGAGUUCAGAAGGAACAGUCGCAGUCCAAGCCCAAGAUUGAUCUACAGGCCAAGAUUGCUACAUCACAGUUACCUGUCCAGCCUAAAUCAGUUGGGGUGAAGAUUCCGACCUGCAAAAUUAACUUAAAAGAUGAGUUCAUGACAUCACCAGAAGAGCUUUACAAGAUCUUUAUUACAGAAGAGCUUGUCCAGGCUUUCACACAUGCACCAGCUGUUGUAGAGGCUGCCAAGGGAGGAAAAUUUCGAUUGCUUGAUGGGAGUGUCAGUGGAGAAUUCUUGGAACUGGUUUCUGAGCAACGGAUUGUUAUGAAAUGGAGGUACAAGUCAUGGCCAACUGAACAUUAUGCGACCAUUAAGUUAACGUUUUCGGGCAAGAAUGAUGGAACAGAACUUGAAGUGGAGUGCAGAGGCGUUCCAUUAGGCGAGGAAGAUCAGACAAAAGCAGGCUGGCAGCGUUAUUACUUUGACGGCAUUAAGCAGACUUUUGGAUACAAUGUACGACUGGUCUAAUGGGAUAGUUUCUCAAACCCCUAGCUAACUUAUGACUACAGAAAAGCUUUAGACCUUUUUUUUGUUCAUUUCACUGUUCUGUUCAUCCUUUUGUUUACAGUCCAGCCAACCUGCAACUAUGAUUAGCUUUUAAGCAUCCAUCUCCAGCAGAAAGUUUUCCAGCUGCUGAAUUCUCAUUCAGCAAAAGUCUUGAAAUUGGAAAUUUGGCCUGGACUGUGGAAAUUUUAAAUUGUACUAAACUCCCCUUUUGUACAUUGUACUAGUGUGAAAUGCCAGUUCUGAGUCUUGAAUGGUAAAUGCACUGUGCUUUAAAGUGUUAGACCUAUAAUGAAUUGACCAGAGUUGUGAACUAAAGAUUAACUUUAGGACAAGAAAUUUCUCCAAUUACUGUUCCAUCCCCAACAAACCCAAUCCAAUUACUACAGGAUCUGAAAUGUUUGUUUUGAUGGCUUUUCAGAAGAGGGAAAAAAAACCCAGACAGCUUUGCAUCUUCAGUUAUAAAUCAAUAACAACAUUAAAUACAAUGUGCAGUGCAUGGAUCAAACAAAAAGCUAGGAGUAGUAGUGCUCUUGUAUGAGUAGCACCAUUGUCAGCUGUGUUGAGGUCCUAGCAUUUUGAACAGACCACUGCCAAGAAGUUGAGAGAAAGCUACUGUGUGCAAAAUGGGUUGCUGCCUUCACCUAAAAAUGAUCCAAUAAACUAUUAUCCUAAAGGACUACAAGCAAAACUUCUGCUGCAAGAGUGGAAUAGAUUUUCCUUAAUAAAUUCAGGAUUGCUUGAUACUGACAUUGGAAAUGCUCUAGAACUGGAUGCUUAUCAUUUCCUUUAAUCUUAUUUUGCACAGAAUAGCUGGAAUCUGGCCCUGUAACAAUUAUGCCCCUUGGUCUUUGGCAAGGCCAGGUUUCUCCUAAACAGAGCAUUAGAGGAGAAAUAAGGUGGAUUUACAAUUUUAUCUGGUAGGAACAGAUGCACUGAAGGACAAGUAGGAUGUGUGUUUUUUAGAAAAUCAAACCCUAUGCGAUUGAGAUUUCACUGUUCAAAUUGGUCCCCUGCCAGUUAGUUUUCCCAGCAUGAUACAAUCUCAGCUUGUAAUCAUGCUAUCCCCUAAAGCCUUGAUGCCAUAAGGUUUGACCAAGUUCAAGUGGAAAUCUAGUUUGAACAAAAUGAGCAGCUAUUUAAAGCAGUCCUAAAACUCACAUUCAAGACCAACCCAAAGUAGUUUGGAUUUGGAAUUUUCUAGCACAGUGAAGCUAUAGCAUUUAAAGUCAGUUAAAUUGGGGGAAAUAAAGAACAAGGCUUAUGCAAGGAGCAAAUGUUGGUAAUAGACCACUUGAGCCAAAUAAACAGCCCUAUUUCAAGGAUGAGCUAUGAGCCACUACAAGAGGCUGACACUUUUUUUGUCCAGCAACUUGGGACAAUUUGCAGCUUGUGGGAUUUUUCUCAUUUACUCUCACUUGGGUCAAGUUAUCAGUAUCGAACAUUGCUUUGUCAGAAAAUUUCACUUAGUACCAUUGCAAAUAAACAGCUGAGCUGAUUAAAUUGCAUGUUAGGCAUAUUGUGUCUUUAUGGAACUAAAUUUUAAGCUUGAUCUGUUUUGCAGUUUGGGACACUGGACUGGCAUAUAAUGGGUUAAACAUUUAGACAGUGACUGUAUUUGUAUCAGAACAAUUGGUGCAGGCUGGUUGUCUAUCCCCAUGUACAUUACACUGUCAAGUUGCUUUAUUAAAUACAAUUUCUACUUAAA
Messenger RNA from Pristis pectinata (smalltooth sawfish), 3163 nucleotides. It is a transcript of the gene ahsa1b, whose product is annotated as AHA1, activator of heat shock protein ATPase homolog 1b. Gene Ontology annotation, molecular function: protein-folding chaperone binding; ATPase activator activity. Gene Ontology annotation, biological process: protein folding; positive regulation of ATP-dependent activity. The record is from RefSeq and is a predicted model, not a curated record. Gene Ontology annotation, cellular component: cytosol. Lineage: Eukaryota; Metazoa; Chordata; Chondrichthyes; Rhinopristiformes; Pristidae. Bases 403 to 1419 code for a protein of 338 amino acids. The transcript is spliced from 9 exons.